ACGCCGGGAGCUCGGAGCUGAACCGCGGGGGGCGAUGAGUGCAACCCCCCCCCCCCCCCCCCGGGGUGCACAGCGCUGAGCCGCAGUUCUUAGAAGCAAAGCAGCAAUUUCCGCCCGGCUCAAACCUCCGCCUGCAAUUACAGCCGGCGCGGGCUGAUGAGUGCUUUCCCUUCGUCGUAACCAAACGCUGCUGCGCUCCCAUUGCCGUCGGUGCCGCCCGGCCGUCCUGGCCGUCGCACUCUGCACUUUGCGGUCCGUCGGACAAAGGCUUUGGUGCCGCCGAACCUCCGCCCCAAAACCUCCGUUUCCGCCGCUCCCGGAUGGGUUGGGACGCGCGGUGCCCGCGGUUCGGGGUGGGGGAAGCCGGAGCGAAGCCCCCCCGCCGCCCUCGGCCAUGGCAGUGGGGAUGGGAGAGUGGAAGCGCCCCGCUCGGCCCAAACCGCAGUCGCUGCCCGCUGCCGGCCCGGCGGAUGUGCUGGAAAUAGAGCUGGGAACAGCCGGGGGGGACGGGGGGGCGCGGAGCUCUAUAAAGGCGGUUCGGUUCGGGGCGCCGCAGCGGAGCUGCACCAUGAAGGCCGCGGUUCUGCUGCUCGUCGUGGCGCUGCUCGCGUUCAGCCUCUGCCACGGCGCACCCGACGGCUCCGACGCCCCCAGUGCUAAAGCCUUCAUCUCCCACCGCGCCAGCGCCGAGAUGGUCCGGAGGCAGAAGAGGAAUUUCGCCCUCGACGGCGGCAUCGCCGGAGCUCCGAGGGACCCCCUGGAGGCCAAACGCGAGGUGUGCGAGCUGAGCCCCGACUGCGACGAGCUGGCCGACCAGAUCGGCUUCCAGGAGGCGUACCGCCGCUUCUAUGGCCCCGUCUGAGCCCCCCCACCCCCCGGGGCUCCACACCUCCCCCCCCACCCCCCAGUAACGCUCCAUUUCCCCGCGAAGGACGGCCAGAAAUAAAGGCACGGUGCAGGGCACGGCGGCUCCUUCCUGGGUUGGGGGUGUGGGG
This is a messenger RNA of Phasianus colchicus (ring-necked pheasant), 995 nucleotides long. It is a transcript of the gene BGLAP, whose product is annotated as bone gamma-carboxyglutamate protein. Gene Ontology annotation, cellular component: extracellular region. The record is from RefSeq and is a predicted model, not a curated record. Gene Ontology annotation, molecular function: calcium ion binding; hydroxyapatite binding; structural constituent of bone. Lineage: Eukaryota; Metazoa; Chordata; Aves; Galliformes; Phasianidae. Gene Ontology annotation, biological process: osteoblast differentiation; regulation of bone mineralization; response to vitamin K.